Talpa occidentalis (Iberian mole) is the source of this 1059-nucleotide messenger RNA. It is a transcript of the gene COPRS, whose product is annotated as coordinator of PRMT5 and differentiation stimulator. Gene Ontology annotation, molecular function: histone binding. The record is from RefSeq and is a predicted model, not a curated record. Gene Ontology annotation, cellular component: nucleus. The transcript is spliced from 4 exons. Lineage: Eukaryota; Metazoa; Chordata; Mammalia; Eulipotyphla; Talpidae. The coding region runs from base 52 to 573 and encodes 173 amino acids.
GCGUGGGUGGGAAAGCUCUCGGCGCCGAGGGCGUCUCUGCGUACUGGUUAAAUGGGAGGUGGUGCUGAUGACCGAGGGCUGGGGUUUGCUGCUGGGGGCCUUGGCAGGGGUCAGGCUGGCUCUGCCUCAGUGGACCACUCUCAUCGGGAGAGAGAGACUGAGAAGACCACAGAUAGACUAGGCAACAGAGCACAAAGCGUCUCUAAUGAUAGUCCUGCGGGUGCUGAGGACGCCCAUUCAGAAGAGGAAGGCUUUGCUGUGGAUGAUGAGGAUUCUGAUGGGGAGCCCAGUACAUGGGAGCUGUCAGAAGGGGUCUCCAGCCGCCCGCCCAAGGAACAGGCCGCUGACCUUUUUACUGAGGACUGGGACCUGGAGUUGAAAGCAGAUCAAGGGAAUCCUUAUGAUGCCGAGGACAUCCAGGGCUGCAUUUCUCAAGAGGUCAAACCUUGGGUAUGCUGUGCCCCACAAGGAGACAUGAUCUAUGACCCCAGUUGGCACCAUCCACCUCCACUGAUACCCCAUUAUUCCAAGAUGGUCUUUGAAACAGGACAGUUUGAUGAUGCGGAAGACUGAGUGUACAGCCUUUUGCCUGGUUGGUGGGUAGGUGCGCCCUCUGGUCCAAGGUCUUUUCCUUUCUUUGUGGUGCGAAGUCAUAUCUGAGGAAACAUUCCCAGUGAUCCCAGAGUUGGGUACACACUCUGUGUUAAAUAAGGCACCACUGUCCCCCUUUCUGUUGUUGUUGUUUUUAAUGAGCUCCUCCUGAAGUGUGUGAGUCUGUGUCUGUGUCAGGAGAAGUUGUGUUCUUUAUAAAUAAAGGUGGAAAAAACCAGCUUUUUUUGUCUACCUUCCCUCCCCCCCUUAAUUAGAUACUUCUGAGCAAAGCCUUACUCCUUCAUUUAAAAUGCCUGACUUGCAUUUUAAGGAUCAGGUACUUGAAGACUUAAAAAGUACUCUGUAAAAGAAAAUAAAGUUUAUAAUUAUAAAAAUGGAAUGUACAUCUUAUAUAUACUGUAUAUAUACCAUAUAUUGUUGAUGCUGCCAGAUAGAAGCAAAGUAUGU